Messenger RNA from Lotus japonicus, 2254 nucleotides. Its product is annotated as patellin-3-like. NCBI's taxonomy places the organism in Eukaryota, Viridiplantae, Streptophyta, Magnoliopsida, Fabales, Fabaceae. The record is from RefSeq and is a predicted model, not a curated record. The coding region runs from base 179 to 1951 and encodes 590 amino acids. The transcript is spliced from 4 exons. Gene Ontology annotation, molecular function: lipid binding.
ACACACUCCAGCUCAUCACAAUCACAAUCUUCUCUUACUCUUCUCCCUCAACCAACACUCAUGACACACCACUACUCUUUAUAACUCCUCUCUCCCAAUAUCUAUCUCUCACAUUCACCUCUCUUAUUCAAAGUUGUCUAUAUCUUUUCUUAGUUUACAACCAUCUUCAUCAUCUAACAUGGCUGAAGUAGAGGAGGCUGCAAAGCAAGUGGUGGUCAGUGAUGUUCCACCACAGCCUGAAAAACCUGCAGAGAAAGUUCCAAACCCUGAGCCUGAGGAGGAGGAAGAGAAGAAGGACAAUGUUGAGGAAACUGUUACUCUGGGGACCCAUCUCUCCAAACACACUGACAGCAGUGACAACAACAACAACAACGGUGAUGACAAGAACCCUGAAACAGUGGUGUCCAAGGAAGAAAGCACCAACCUGUCUUCUGACAAAACCCUUGAGAAUGAGAACAAAGCACUGCAUGAGCUUAAGAAUCUCAUUCAGGAGGCACUCAACAAGCACGAGUUCUCUACCCCUGCUAAACCACCACCCACCGUAGCUGCAGAAGAAAAGGAAAAACCCCUUGAGAAAGAAGGUUCUGAACCUGUUGCUGAGAAAACAGAAGAGCCAGUUGCAGAGAAAACAGAGGAGCAUGUUGCAGAGAAAACAGAGGAAACAGGGGAGAAGAAGGAAGAGGAAAAAGGAGAAGGAGAAGGAGAAGUAGAGAAGAAGGAAGAGGUGGAGGAAGCUGAGGUAGCUUCUGCUGCUGCUCCAUCUGUGGAUGAUGAUGGAGCAAAAACUGUGGAGGCCAUUGAAGAGACAGUUGUUGCUGUCUCUUCCUCCUCUGUUUCCUCUGUUUUGGCAGAGCAGCAGGGAGAAACAGAGAAGGUGGCAGAGGCUGAAGCCAAGGAUGAAGCUUCGCUAACAUUAUCUCCACCGGAAGAAGUAUCCAUCUGGGGGAUACCGCUCCUUGCUGACGAGAGGAGCGACCUGAUUCUCUUGAAAUUUCUGCGCGCCAGAGAUUUCAAGGUGAAGGAAGCAUUCACCAUGAUCCAGAACACAAUCCGCUGGAGAAAGGAAUUUAAAAUGGAUGAGUUGCUGGAGGAGAAGCUUGGUGAUGAGUUGGAGAAGGUGGUGUACAUGCAGGGGUUCGACAAGGAAGGUCACCCUGUGUGUUACAACAUAUAUGGAGAAUUCCAGGACAAGGAGCUGUACAAGAAGGCCUUUUCUGAUGAGGAGAAGAGGCAGAAUUUCCUCAGAUGGAGAAUUCAGUUUCUUGAGAAGAGUAUUAGGAAACUGGAUUUCAACCCUGGUGGCAUAUGCACCAUUGUUCAGGUCAAUGAUCUCAAGAAUUCACCUGGACCUGGAAAAUGGGAACUAAGACAAGCUACCAAUCAAGCCCUGCAGUUGUUUCAGGACAAUUACCCUGAAUUUGUAUUCAAACAGGUGUUCAUCAAUGUGCCAUGGUGGUACCUUGCAGUGAAUAGGAUGAUAAGCCCUUUUCUUACCCAGAGAACCAAAAGCAAGUUUGUCUUUGCAGGUCCUUCCAAAUCAGUGGAGACCCUUUUGAGAUACAUAGCUCCAGAGCAACUCCCUGUCAAGUAUGGUGGACUAAGCAAAGAUGGGGAAUUUGAAAAUUCUGAAGCUGUUACUGAGAUUACAAUAAGGCCAGCUGCAAAACAUACUGUGGAAUUUCCUGUAACUGAGAAAUGCUUACUCUCUUGGGAGCUGAGAGUAAUAGGAUGGGAUAUAAGCUAUGGUGCUGAAUUUGUGCCAAGCUCAGAAGGAAGCUACACUGUAAUUGUCCAGAAAGAUAGAAAGGUUGCAUCCUCGGAGGAACCAGUGCUUUUCAACAGUUUCAAAAUUGAGGAACCUGGGAAAGUUGUUCUCACCAUUAACAACACUAGCUCUAAGAAGAAGAAGCUCUUGUACCGCUUGAAGACUAAGCUUACCCCCUCUGACUGAGAAUAUCAUCAUGUAUAUGUGCGAGUGGGAAGAAGAAGAAGAAGACCAGUACCUGCAUUGUUUGCUUAAGUUCUUGCAUCCAUUUUCACCACCAAGAUACCAGACUUAAGUUCCCCUGCUGUUCAUAUAUGAAUAUAAAGUUUUUCUCUUUUUCUCUUUUGACCUUUUAAUUUUGAUGACUAUUUUGUUUUCAAUCAUUUAGUAUGUAUACUCUUUCUGUGUUCUUCAUGCUAUUAUUUAUUGUGGUUUGUUAUUAUUGAGGAUAAAUAUCAAGGCUUCCUUUUCCGUAUAGGAUGGUAUAUA